AUGUCGACCCCCCAUGUCAUCGCUUCCUCCUCCCACCCCUCUCAGAACGUCUCCUCAAACAAUGGCAUCGUCGGUGGUCACUACAGAGUUGGAAAGAAAAUCGGCGAAGGCUCUUUUGGUGUCGUAUUCGAAGGUGCCAAAGUGACUACGAACCAGCCAGUGGCCAUAAAAUUCGAACCUCGAAAAUCCGAUGCUCCUCAACUGCGAGACGAAUUUCGCUCGUAUAGGACGAUGAAUGGAACACCUGGUGUGCCGCAAGUGUACUAUUUCGGCCAGGAAGGUCUUCACAAUAUCCUUGUCAUCGACCUGCUGGGUCCUAACCUGGAGGACCUGUUCGACAUGUGCGGGCGCAAGUUCACAAUAAAGACGGUAUGCCUGGCUGCUAAACAAAUGGUUACUCGCGUCCAGGCAAUUCACGAGAAAUCCCUCAUCUAUCGCGAUAUCAAACCAGACAAUUUCUUGAUUGGUGUUCCAGGGGGCAGAAGUGCAAACACUAUCCAUAUAAUUGACUUUGGCAUGGCGAAGCACUAUCGCGAUCCAAAGACCAAGGUUCAUAUUCCUUAUCGGGAACGAAAGUCUCUCUCCGGAACGGCGCGAUACAUGUCAAUCAACACGCAUCUGGGCCGAGAGCAAUCCCGUCGAGACGAUUUGGAAUCUCUCGGGCACGUCUUCAUGUACUUUCUAAGAGGCGGCCUGCCUUGGCAAGGUUUGAGGGCGGCGACCAACAAGCAGAAGUAUGAGAAGAUCGGCGAGAAGAAGCAGACGACAUCCAUUUCCGAAUUGUGUGAAGGCUUCCCAGAGGAGUUUUCGAUCUACAUGAACUACGUCCGCAAACUCGGUUUCGAGGAAACGCCGGAUUACGAUUUCCUCCGAGAACUUUUCUCAAAAGUUUUGAAAACCUUGGGCGAGCCGGAAGACGGGGUCUACGACUGGAUGCUGCUCAAUGGCGGCAAAGGAUGGGAGGCUAGCAACCAUACUGCUGCAUCAGCUGUUGCAACACCCCACCGCGAACACCGCAGAGAGCGAGAUCACGGCCGCCGUUCACGACAGGUUCCGGACGGCACAACCCCCAACCAACUCGUACUAAGCCCUGCUCCUGUCCAUGUCAAGGGCAGUCGAAGAACAGCGAACGGCGAACGGAGUGGCAACCCAAGAGACGUUGGCAGUGUCCAGCCUCUUGCACCUGGUAGCAGGCGAGCAAGUCAACAACAGAAGGACAUCAACGGCAUCAACAGUGCCAACCUCAGCACACCACACCCUUACGCCACCGCUCCGAGCCCAACCGGGUAUGGGACUGCGCGAACACCGAAUGCCUAUGGACGCCACUCGCCCAACCCUCCUCCACACCUGCUUAAUGGCAACGGCAUGAAUGGAUCGGAGUCUUUCCUGUACGGUCAAGCUCAAGCAGGCAAGGGCGGUUCAAACUCCCGCGAAGGCACGACGAACGGUGUUGGCCAGCCUGGUGGUCAGGUCAGGGGUAUGGCCAUGUAUGACCGCGACCAGAUGCACAGAGUUGGCGAGCAAGACGAGGGUGGGCAUGGCCGGCGAAAGGGGUUCUGGAGCGCGUUGUGCUGCCGUGCAUAA
Molecule: messenger RNA, 1584 nt
Organism: Cyclocybe aegerita
Lineage: Eukaryota; Fungi; Basidiomycota; Agaricomycetes; Agaricales; Hemipholiotaceae
Source: the annotation of a GenBank genome assembly